CACAGUCACCACACCCCCUAAACCCCCACGCCUACACCACUGAACACAUCGACGCCCAUGGGCACUCCGGUACAACGAACCGGGAAACGAAUAAACAAAUGAGUCAACAAUGUAUCUACAACGUAUCGACAUCCGGCCAAAUGCUGACACUAACAUCAGCAGACCAGACGGCAAGAAUGCCGAUGCAGCAUAAGAACCUAGCAUAACCCUUAUAUAUAAGAACUAUGUACUUAGAUUUGUAGGCUUCUUGAGAAGAACGAAAGAAAUAUAGAAUUACUCUUAAGUUUGAACCCAAAGCGUGAAGUUGUGUUACUGAAUCCCAUACAAGUGCCUGAACAAAAUCUCAUGCAAAGUGCCGACAGCCGACUAUAAGCGAACCACCCAACAUCUUUACUGCUGUUAUAUUCACCUCCCAUCAUUCGGCCCGAAUGGUAACUGGCGCAGCCGGUAGGAUGCUUUCCUACAUCUAUACAUUAACUUACCUAUAUUGAAUCACAUAAAAACCAUACAAACCUAUAUACAUUAAGAAAUUUAUACGCACAAAUACAAUAUAUACAUAUACAAUACAAUACAUACUUAUACACACUUAUAAAAAAUUCCACAUUAUAUUAAAACUUGUUCAUUAUUUUCUUUAAUAUAAAUUCCACAUCAGAAACAAAUUUUUUUUUAAUUAGGUUAAAUGUCCAAGAAAUUAACUCAGAAUAAAUGGAUUAGGCAGUCUCGUGAAAGCUGUCACGGGCAAUAUGGAUGCCGAAGACGCCAGAGAAAUAGGUAAAGACAUCGAAAAUAUUAAAAUAGCCCUUUCGACCGUUAACACAAAUUACCAAACUCAAGAUGUAUUCAAUAAUGAAAUUUUAAUUAGAUUCGAGAACAUUACAAAUCAUAUUAAUAAUGAACAAGUUCUAAUAACAACAUUCUUUGAAAAUAUGCAAAAUAAAAUUUAUAAAGAAGAAAAUACCUUGGAAAAAUUACAGUAUAUAAAUAGGAUUAACUAUAACUUAGAAUUACUACUUAAUCACUUGAACGAUAUAAUUGAAAGCAUGUUAUUAGCUAAAAUAAAUGUAAUACCUAGAUUUAUAUUAACCGAACAAGAAAUAUAUAAAAUUAAAAUGUUACUGGAAAAUCAAAAUAUUACGAUAAAAAGCGAACAACACAUUUACGAUUUGUUAAAAAUGAACACGUUAAGCUACGAAAAUAACAUAAUUUUUACUAUCCAAAUACCUAUUUUUGAAAAAGAUAAUUACAAAAUAGCCAGAUUAAUUCCCUUACCAAUUAAUAAUAAAUACUUUGUUAUGAUUCCUAACUAUUUAAUAUAUAAGAAUAAUGUUAAUAAGUACUACUUGACUCAAAACUGCCCCAAAGUAGACGACACGUUUAUAUGCAACAAAGACGCAUACAUCAACACACCGCAAAAUGACACCUGCACUCAACAAUUAUUGGAUUCCAAGAACAGCUCCUGCGAUGUGCAAGAGAGAGGCCCUGUUGCAGACGUAUUCGAGGCGGAAAAAGGCUAUAUUUUCGCAUUCAACGCCAAUAACCUGAAGGCUCAGCUAAAAAACGGUAGCGAAAUCACUAUAAAUGGCUCAGCUAUCAUCAAAUACGUGAACGAAACUAUACGCAUCAAUGGCAUAGAGUACGACAACGGAGUUGAGACAACCUUUGAGCACUUAGACCUAAUCCUACCCCCCCUUAAGGAAAUGACCAGGAAUAAAACUGUGGAAAUACUGAGUUUACAAAACAUUCACCUAGAGGCCAUAGAAACAUCAAAUAAGAUUCUGACUAUCCACCAAACCGCCACACAACACGCUUGGACCCUUUACAUUCUACUGGGUUUCGUCGCCAUCCUCACUGUUACUGCAUGGCUGCAUCGACGCACAAAACACGUAUUCCACGUACAGGAUCACAAUCACCACCUGCCUAUUUACGCUCCAGCAAUACCUUCGCUAUGGCCGUCGCUUCAAACUGGGGAGGGAGGAGUUACCACAGUCACCACACCCCCUAAACCCCCACGCCUACACCACUGAACACAUCGACGCCCAUGGGCACUCCGGUACAACGAACCGGGAAACGAAUAAACAAAUGAGUCAACAAUGUAUCUACAACGUAUCGACAUCCGGCCAAAUGCUGACACUAACAUCAGCAGACCAGACGGCAAGAAUGCCGAUGCAGCAUAAGAACCUAGCAUAACCCUUAUAUAUAAGAACUAUGUACUUAGAUUUGUAGGCUUCUUGAGAAGAACGAAAGAAAUAUAGAAUUACUCUUAAGUUUGAACCCAAAGCGUGAAGUUGUGUUACUGAAUCCCAUACAAGUGCCUGAACAAAAUCUCAUGCAAAGUGCCGACA
This is a messenger RNA of Drosophila erecta, 2342 nucleotides long. RefSeq lists its product as uncharacterized. Bases 744 to 2024 code for a protein of 426 amino acids. The transcript has 2 exons. The record is from RefSeq and is a predicted model, not a curated record. Lineage: Eukaryota; Metazoa; Arthropoda; Insecta; Diptera; Drosophilidae.